This is a messenger RNA of Metarhizium brunneum ARSEF 3297, 321 nucleotides long. It is a transcript of the gene rpl36, whose product is annotated as 60S ribosomal protein eL36. Gene Ontology annotation, biological process: cytoplasmic translation. Gene Ontology annotation, molecular function: structural constituent of ribosome. The record is from RefSeq and is a predicted model, not a curated record. Lineage: Eukaryota; Fungi; Ascomycota; Sordariomycetes; Hypocreales; Clavicipitaceae. Gene Ontology annotation, cellular component: cytosolic large ribosomal subunit; ribosome.
AUGGCCAAGGAAGCUCCCGCCAAAACCGGUCUGACCGUUGGUCUGAACCGCGGCCACAAAACCACCCCUCGUGUCGUCAAGCCCCGUGUCUCCCGCACCAAGGGCCACCUGAGCAAGCGCACCGCUUUCGUCCGUGAGGUCGUCAAGGAGGUUGCUGGUCUUGCCCCCUAUGAGCGCCGCGUCAUCGAAUUGCUCCGCAACUCCAAGGACAAGCGUGCCCGUAAGCUCGCCAAGAAGAGACUCGGUACUUUCGGCCGCGCCAAGAAGAAGGUCGACGAGCUGCAGCGCGUCAUCGCCGAGUCCCGCCGCGCCGCCCACUAA